AUGAGCCGAGUGGGCAGCAAGGACGACGAGUCCGCCUUUUGCUUUAAAAUCUUCACCGGCUGGGACUACAUGAUUGGCAACAGCGAGACGGCCUACAAUAAGGUCGCCUCGCUGGUGAUGAGCCUGAAGGAGUCGAUUCUCGAGGAGAAAGAGCGCAAAAAGGAGAAAACCAGCUGGAAACGGAUCUGUCUGCUCAUUUUCACCAAUCUUUGCGUUCUUGCGUUGUUGGCUUCCUCCGCCUACGCCGUUGUCCUCGUCGUUGAGCGCUCACAGGAGAUUGAGAACAAUAAGAUAGAGAACCCCAGUUGGCUGAGGGCGAAUGAGAACACACUGGUCGUGGCGGGCAUCAGCAACAUCUAUCCAAACAUUUUCGACUUUAUUGGCAGCCUGGAAAAUUACCACCCACGAAUUGCACUUCGCUGGCAGCUGGGACGCAUUCUCGUCCUCAACUUUCUCAACUUGUACACGCUGAUGCUGUCACUCUUUGAUAAGGUUGACAAAAAGGUACUUUUAUUUUGCAACUUCUGUACUAUAACACGAUUUAGUUUUAAUCUGAUUAUUUAUCUGACUUUUUUUCAAACUUCAUUCCCACAGACCGCCGAACUUCGCCUGAUCAAGGGGAACAUCUCGCUGACACGCCAGCAGCUGGACAUUGUGGCGCUCUCCACGACGGCCACCUUUCGCGUCAAGCGAGACGGUCGAGAAGAGUACGCCGACUACGAGGACAGCGACGACUCGACGCUUUUUCCGCCGGCCAUCAUCUACGACCCCUACGAGGUGGCAGUCAACAACAACAACAACAAUCGGGAUGAGCAGUCCAUGGAGGGGCGAGAUCGUUUUGAUGACUCACAGAAUUUUGCCGAUAGUGGCAGCACCACCACUAGCCCACCGUGGAUGUCGACAACGUUUACUAGUUUUAGUGGUGGUGGUGGUGGUGGUGGUGGUAGCGGUCCUGGUGGCCAACGAUCUUCAGCAUCAAAUCGAAGCACUUGGAGCACCUCAUCAGGAGUGCACCACACGUCCAACACAAGUGGAGAACACAACCGAUUAGCUGCUCCUCCUGCCGGCUCAAUGUCAGUCACCCUGACCACUCAAUGGUUUUCCUCAAACGACAAUGGCAGCAGCAGCAGCAGCAGCACCAGGAAGCCGCCCAAAAGACCGACCACCAAGCCUCGAACUCGGCUGAAAGCCGGCCAAAUUACCACCACCACCGAGAUGGUCACUGAGAGUCUCCUGCUGGCGACGGAGCCGAAUUUGGGCAGCUGCGAAAACGUCACCGAGUACCAAAUUACCGACGAGGACCUGAUGGCGCUGAACUCAACGGUGAAGGACCGCCUGCGGAAGCUCUGCUGGGAGACGAUGUUCGGCCAGGAGCUGAUCAAGCUGACCGUCAUGGACCUGGUGGUGCUGAUCGCCUCCACCCUGGUCGGCGACUUCUUCCGCGCCCUCAUCGUCCGCUACUGCAACGGCUGCACCUGCAUCUGCUGGGACCUGGAGAAGAAGUGGCCCGGCUAUGGGGACUUCAAGAUCGCCGAGAACAUUCUCCACCUGGUCAAUAACCAGGGCAUGAUCUGGCUGGGCAUGUUCUUCAGCCCCGGCCUGCCCGCUCUCAACACCGUCAAGCUGUGUUUGCUGAUGUACUUCCGCUCCUGGGCGCUGCUCACCUGCAACAUUCCCCACGAGACGGUGUUCAAGGCCUCGCGGAACAACAACUUCUACUUCAUCCUCCUCCUCUUCAUGCUCUUCCUCUGCACACUUCCGGUCAGCUACGCCGUCGUCUGGCUGGAACCGAGCUGGCACUGCGGCCCCUUCAGCGACUACGCCCGUAUCUACAAGAUUCUCAGCAACUACGUCAGCUCCAAGCUGAACAGCACCUUCAACAAGGUCCUCGACUACCUGACGUCGCCGGGGGCGGUGCUGCCGCUGCUCCUUCUGAUGGUCCUCUUCAUCUACUACCUCCUCUCCACGGUCAGCUCGAUGAAGGAGGCGAACAGGGAGCUGAAGUCGCAGCUUCGCAAGGACAAGGACCAACAAAAGAAGAAAAUACAGAAAAUUCCCAUGAUAAACCGUCCUUGA
Messenger RNA from Rhagoletis zephyria (snowberry fruit fly), 2076 nucleotides. NCBI's taxonomy places the organism in Eukaryota, Metazoa, Arthropoda, Insecta, Diptera, Tephritidae. The record is from RefSeq and is a predicted model, not a curated record.